AUGAGCGAAAUAAUCCGUGGAAAGACGUAUAAAUAUAGUUUCGUUGGUCGACGAAAAUGGAAAGGAACUGUUAUCCGGAUAAGAGACUUGGGUGAGGUUUCAAGGGAGCCAAAAGUAAGGGCAAACAAGUGGAAACGAGGAACGAAGAUGGUGAUAGCAUCGACAGCAGAGAAAGAGUGA
Molecule: messenger RNA, 180 nt
Organism: Histoplasma mississippiense
Lineage: Eukaryota; Fungi; Ascomycota; Eurotiomycetes; Onygenales; Ajellomycetaceae
Exons: 4
Coding region: 1-180 (59 amino acids)
Source: RefSeq, a predicted model, not a curated record